AUGGGAGGCUCGCAGAGUGUGGAGAUACCGGGAGGAGGCUCUGAGGGCUAUCACGUCCUCCGGGUGAGUUUUUUUAACCUUCUACAACCUGAUGUUAGCAGUUAGCUUAGCAUUGGGGUAAGAGGCGGAUUCACGGCUCUGUGUGCAGGAGAGGCCCGGGGAUGAGCGUUUAGGCCUCUUGGCCGAAAACACAAACACCAGGUCAAAACAAUGACGUGGACCGUAGAGUUGUGUUGGAGUACCCUGUUUUAUAACGUCAUGUUUUUGUUAAUCAUUAGACUAUUAAAUAUCCUGGUGACAGGCUAACUACCGCAGCAGUAGCACGUCAGCUAACUGAAGCUACACGGAUCUGUAUGACAGCUGGAUCUGUAAAUCAACCAGAUCAGGGUUUUUCCUCUUUAUUAUGCAGCAAAUGAUGCCCUGAUAAUAAGAUGAUACUAGACAAGUAAUGUCAGUUAAUCAAGUGAAACGGUUAAAGCUUUUUCUUCAUGUACCAGAUAUAAUUAGUCAGGGGUGGGAACUGAGGAAUUUCAUUGACUCGGGUUGCAGUUUUUCUGUGUGCAAAAUUCACAGAUCUCACAAAGUGACUGACUCUGUUUUAGUCAAUAAAGCUCACCACUUUGUUCAAAAAUAAAUCUUUUUAUAAAUAUUUCUUGGCAACAUCUUAUUGAUAAGGUUUAUGAAAUAUGUUUUACAAAUUGUUUUACGAAUCUCAUCCAGAAAAUUGUUCAAGCUGCAUCUGCAGCCAUUUAACUAAUGAAGUCCUUCCUUUUGGCUCCAAACAACAAGCCUGUCUGCACAGCCAGACAUGACUUCAGUGUGCAGGGACAGUCUACAAAGUGCAGUACUGAUAAAAGGGGCUGCAACAAUGUUUGUUGAAGCUCAAAAUAAAACAUUUUUUUUUUAUUUUGUUGAUCGAAGAUAAUUAAUAGACAAAUAGUUUUACUUUUUUGCAUUAGUUGGUGACUUGUUCAUCAGCACAGUGUAGCACAGGUUUGGGUCGGUUAGGGCUGCCCUCGCAGGAUGAGGGUAGUGAAUAAGAGUGAUGAAUAAGAGCCAAUUUGGCUGCCUGAACAACAACAACAACAACACAAUCACUCCUUUAACACUUGGAAUCACUUCUUCUCUCCUUUUUGUCUCAUGGCUUAUUUGAAAACCUGGCAUGACAUUUGCUUCCUGUAUUUGGGUCCUCACAGGUUUGAAGCCUCAAUGCUUUUUAUACAGAGUAUGUCAGAUAGCCUGGAAUUAAACUACAUCUGGUUUAAGCAAUGGUAAUAAUAUCAAUAUCAUUGUCUAAAUAGCACCUCUUGUCAUGCAAAGAUGCAGCUCAUAGUUAUGAACAAAACAAAACACAGAGAAACAUUGAUGUAUGAGACAUUUUAAAACAGACAAAAGUCCAACACACCAAAGAAAAUAGUUUUAUAUUAAAAAAAAUAAAGCUGACAUUUAUAAUGAAAAAAAGUACACCCCACCUUACUAAUUUCCAUGUUAAAAAGAUGUCUUGAGUCUCCUAUUUUUAAGGUCCAGGGGGUAGACUGUUCCAAUAUUUACAAACAUGAAAACCAAAAGCUGCCUGACUUGAAAUCUUUUGCAACACUCUGAGAACUUCUAAAGAAAGGUGUUUGGAGACCUAAGAGUUCCAGUGCAGACAUAAAAUUACUGGCAGUCAGUGCUUUGAGGGUGCAAAAUGAUGUAGGGCCUUGUAAAUGAAUGAAAUAUCUCAAAAAUCCAUUUUUAGAGAAACAAGUUGCCAAUGUACUAAUCUGAGCUGAAGAGUAGUGUGUCCUUUUUGCUCUCUGGAUUGUAAUAAGACAACAGUUGCAAUGUUAUGACAUAAGAAGUCGUAUUAAGCACUGUUUACUAAUAUUUUUUUAAUGCAUUAUAUAAUUUUUUUGGCUGACUGAUGAUCUGAAGUAAAAGAACAUGUUGCCACCAGCAGCUCAGACUAUCUUUCUGUGUUUGCAGGUUCAGGAGAACUCACCUGGACACCGUGCAGGACUGGAGCCUUUCUUUGACUUCAUUGUCUCCAUCAACAACACAAGAUUGGUAAGAGAAGCCAACGACGAUUUACUGAUCUGAUUAACUGUAUUUACUCACAGAAGCUAAGAUUUGAAGUGGUAGCUAAACCUCUGGCAACUAGCAGCAGUUUAUUUACUUUGUCUUCAUGUACUCAACUUUCUCACUGUGGUGUUAGGAUCAUGACAGAGUGAGGGAUUGUUCCAAAUGUAAAUCAGAAGAAGACAGGGCUGUGAGACGGGCUGUGCUGUUAGAACAUACAACAACCCUGUAAUAUUUGGUGUCAUUCUGAAUUGAGGGUUUAUUAUGGUGUUAUGUGUUUAACAACUACAUUUGUUCUAGUAUCUAGUAUAGGACCAAACGGCAGUCACACCAAACUACAUGGGUCAUAUUUCCCCUCUGCUCUUCUCCUCUCUGCAGAACAAGGACAACGACACCCUGAAAGACCUGCUUAAAGCAAGUGUGGAAAAACCAGUUAAGAUGCUGGUUUACUCCUCAAAGACCCUUGAGCUGCGGGAAUCCACGGUCACCCCGAGUAACCUGUGGGGGGGUCAGGGCCUGCUUGGCGUCUCCAUUCGUUUCUGCAGCUUUGAGGGAGCCAAUGAGAAUGUUUGGCAUGUGCUGGUGAGUAACCCUGAUGAUAAGAACUGUUCAUGCGGUCCAGUGGGGCUUUGUUGACUGAUUUUCCACUCCUUACUCCCUGACAGGAAGUGGAACCUAAUUCCCCGGCUGCCCUCGCUGGCUUGCGGCCGCACACUGACUACAUCAUUGGAGCCGACACUGUUAUGAAUGAGGUAGUUUAUCAGCACUUUAGAUGCUUGAAGCUGUCCCACCUGCACAAGCUCCACCUGACCAUAAUGAUUGUGUUUCUCCUUGUUUUGUUCUCCUCCCCCACAACUCUGUGUCUUUAUCUGCAGUCAGAGGAUCUGUUCUCUCUGAUAGAGAGUCAUGAGGGGAAAGGACUGAAGCUCUACGUGUACAACACAGACACAGAUAACUGCAGAGAGGUGAUCAUCACGCCGAACGGUGCAUGGGGUGGAGAAGGAAGGUAAUGCAGAUUUAAAGACACAGAUUCGGUUCUGUGUUUGACUCGGGUCUUUUGAGUUUGCCUUACCACAAAAAAAUGAACAGAUUGAUUCUCACAAACCUGGCAACACGAGUGCAUUCAGAUUUUCUUUUAGGAGGGGUACUUUCUUUGAGUGUGCAUCCAGUGGAUGCUGACAGCAGCUUGAAUUGUAGGAACAAUAACAUAACAUCGUUUUAAUUCAAGGAGGCUUUAAUGAGCCUUUUUUUACAACAACAAAAUGAGUGCAGAGUCAUGCUUCAGUUUCUGCAUUAAAGCUGCAGUCAGCAGCUUCUUGCUCACAAAUUUUCCACAUUUACUUCACACUUCACAGGUUUUUGAUCUCUCCUAGGUCUACAAAGAUGUUUCUUUCUGAGUUGGCAUCUGUUUCACUUUUCUUGUGCUCAUGUCUGAGGAUUCACACUGUGUUACUGAGGGAGAAAUGCCGAAAAAUGAGCUUUGAAAAUGUCAAAAUAGACAGUACAAUAAAACACAUUGUCACGUAAAGCCAUAUAAAAGUCGAUUACAAACACACUGGUAAGAUUUUUCUGGCCAACAAAAACAUGCAAGUUAUUUCAUACACUUGAUGUGGACACAAAGGACCCUUUGCUUAGAGACAUAAGCCAUAGACCCUGUUUACCUGGUAUUAACUGGGUCAUUGGCCACAAGUGAGCAGCCUGAAAUAUGAGGAUAUAUCAGUGCACUGAAUAUUGAUCUGAAUACAUGACAAUUUUUUCCCUUGAAAUGCAUAAAAAGGAAUGAUUUUCUUACAGCCCGUAUUUACUAAUUAACUGCUAAACCAGUGGACACUGCCACAGUCAUAAGGGGUCUCCAGUACCCUUCAUGACUGACACCUUCAGUGCCAGGAGGAAUAAAUGUCUGUGAGGACAUGGCCAUAAAACAGAUCAAAGGUACAGCCAUAAAAAGGCCUGUCAUCCAGGUCAGGACAUCCAGACAGCAGCUUAUUUUCAUUAUGAUGGUCUUUGAAUACUAAUACCUGCUGAUGCAUUUAUAUGUCUCAGCAUUUCUUACUUCAUUACAGUAUCAAACUUUAAUUUUCAGACUCUAAAAAUAUCUUUUAAAGGUGUUUAAACAACAUCUCUCCUUGUUUCUAUUCAAUGUGUAUGUUUCAAUCAAAGAAGAUUUGCUCUUCAGAAGUCUUAAAAAUGUCUAAAAAAAAGGGGGGGGGGGGCUUAAAAUCAAGAUUCUCUUAUAACUUAGUCAAGUUAAGUAUAAACUGAUCACUAAGUCCACAUUCAGGGUUUAGUUUGGAUCACUUUGGCCAUAUUAGUCUUGCAGCGUGUAAGCUUGUGUCCUGGGCCACAUUAUGGGCUGCUCACUUUCCCUGUAUCCAUGGCAACGAUCUCGUGGAGUAACUGACCUCCUGUCUCUCAUUUAUAACUAAUUUAAAAUUUCUCUGCUGGUCUGGUUAAAAAAUUUAUGAAGUUCACUUCUCAUGUCAGCAUGUCCAGCAUGCGUGUGAUGUAUGAAAGAUGUAUGAUAUCCAUAUUCAUUCACAUACAGUGACCCAUCAAAUGGAAUGCAAGAGCAGAAACUCUCUGUUAAUGGGUGUUAAUAGAAGCCAUUGAGUAGAGAUUUAGAUUUAAAAAUUGUGCCUCAAAUGAAGACCAUGUUUAGAAAAUGAAAAAGAACCUUUUCUGCUUUUUGGAAUGAUCUUUUUACUCGAGAGACAAUUUAUCAUCAAAACUGCUGUUGAUCUUAGCAUCCACAUUGAUAUCCUGUUUAGCAAAGACUGUAUAUUCUAUGUAGAGUUAGAGUGUAGAAGGUGGAUCAUGAUUUUAUUCUACCAGACUAUGCUGGUGAGUAUAAUCAGGGAUUGGAUUUCCACACGGUUAAAACCUAAGCUUCUAUGUGUAGUCCAGAUGGCCAUGAAGGACACAGGGAGGACUGAAAACCUCUCCCUCCAGUGAAUAUAUCAGCAAUCUGUUAUAGAGCAAGCACAGAGUGAUUGACCACACAUCACACAUCUGCCUCUCUGAGUGUGAGCGCUUACCUUCUGGCAGAUGAUAUAGGUUCCCCCCAAUGUCAGUUGAACUGCGUCAAAACUCCUCGAUAAAUCAUCUCAAUAAAAAUCUGGAAUAAUACUUGUUGAGGCUUCAGCUUCCGUACAGUAGUGUGACGAUGAGCUCAUCUUUUUAGUUUAAAUCCCACUCCUACUAUGCUGUCCUCUUGUGCCAUACGUGUUGCUCGUUUGAUGUGGUAGUCUUGGUUGAUGUGUUUGUUUCUCUGUGUUUGAGCUAUUGCUAGUUUUUCACAUUAUUCAUUCAUUGUUUUACUGAUUAAUACUAUUGUGGAUGCAGUUGAACAUAUGCAACACUUUAGUCCGAGUUUUCCCUUGGGGACAAUUGAGUGUAUCGGAUCGUUACAUAUUGUAAUGUAUCGUAUUGUAUCGUAUCGUGUGUUGUUUAGAUCCAUGCUUAGGAAUUUCUCAGGAAUUUUUUCCGCCACUUGAUUUAGUGGAAGUCUGUAAAUUGUUAUAGGAAGUAAACGUUAACUCUAUUAAAAAAAGCUGGAAAAUGUACAAGGUAGUCAUGGGAAACAUCCAUCAUUAAGGACAACACCAGCGCUUUGUGAAUCCUUGAAAUGUGUCUGAAACGAGAAAUUGCAAGUGUGUUUAAACGCAAACAUCAGUUCAUGAAGUUCGGACUCUAAACUUUUUUCUUCUUUUUCGUAGCCUUGGAUGUGGGAUCGGUUACGGAUAUCUUCACAGGAUUCCCACUAGGCCCUUUGAGGAGGGAAAGAAGUUCAGCUUCCCCGGAAACUCUCCCAGUGAGCCCAUCAGCCCGCUGAAGGACGGGUUCACUGAGGUCAGAAUUCACCCACACACUGAGACACUGAACUCCAGUCCUCAGUUCAGAGUGGAGACAUGCUAAAAGUCAAAUAGGGGCUCAUACAUGUAGAUGAUUUUUGCAGAAAGACAUUUUCACCAGUGUCAGAAGGAUUUGACCGUGUUUUACCCCGUAAAGACUUUCUCACUACUCUUCAUAUCCCUGCACUCUUUAGUCUCUUUCAUCAGUCCAAACUUUCCUUAUCAGCAUGCAGCCUGUGUGCAUGACAUUGAGCAGGUUGAAGACUCUCUUUCCCACACUCAGAAGGAAGUUUCCUCAUUAUGUAUGCAGCAAAGCAGGCCAAGGGACGGAGAGAAAUGCUGAUCAUUCGGGUUAAUUGCACGUUUGGAUGGAUGUGACCUUUCGUGUUUGACAGCCGCCUCCCCCCCAACACCUCCAUCUUUUUUCUUUUAACUCCUUCAGGUCCAGCUGUCAGCCGUGACCCCUCCACCUACUGCACCCGCUGUCUCCACUGGCCUUGAGGAUUCACUGUCAGGCCUGUCAAUCAGCACAGCUCCGCCCACCAUGCCCAGCGAGCUACAGACAGGUAUGUGACAUGUACACUAAGCAGGUCAGAUGAUAUGAUGUUAAAGGAGGUUUGUUUCAUAGGUUAUAAAGUAACAUGCUCCCUCUGUUUUCCUCCAGGUUUGCCCACAGUCCCUCUGCUGCCCUCCUCCACCAGCCCCUCCCUCAGUCCGCUCACUCCACUUAAUCCUGCCAGCACCACCUUCAACCCAUCCGCCACGCUACCAGGUAGGCCAUUUAUCAGACAAACGCAUUAAAGGCAACGUAGGGAGUUUUGAACUGGUCGAGAAACGAGCUGCAGCUGAUACUGAUGCCUGUUUAUUAUGACCUGCAAAAACAAAUGAAAUCUGCUGUGAGGGGGUUAGGUGUCAGAGCAGGUGAUUGACAGCAGGAUGAGGAAACAGCUUUUCUUUUCCCUCUGUCCGAGGCAAAUACUUAGUGAGUGAUACAUUUCUCAGUCAAAACACAACAGGGUGAGGUUUUUUAAAAAGACUACUUUCACAUGUUUAGGAUUAGACACAGGAGGCAUCACUUUGUCCACGGGCAGGGUGGCAAAACUGACACAAGCAGGAGUUCCUCACAGCAGCUUUAAAACAACGCGUGUUUCCGCUCAGACAGUGUGAGACGUUUGGAAAAGCAGAGAGGAGGCUGUCUGAAACAUGCUAGUCCCAACUCCUUAACUGUGAAGGUUUACUGUGGAUCAUAGAAAAUAGAGAAAUCUUACAGCUGUUGGUUGGACAAAAUGAGGCAAUUUAAAGAUAACACUGUUUUUUGAGAGAUGUGUGGAGCACUUUCCAGGUUUAAUAAUCAUUGCAGUAAUUCAUCAUGAAAGUGGCGGUUAUUGCAGCUGUUAAACAUGUAUUUCUGUGUGAAUACGCCUACCUCAACUGACAAAUUUGAAGUCUUGACACCCAAGCACACACUUGACUUUUGUAAAUGGGUUUCCACAAGUAACCAAACAGCCAACAAAUCACUCAAUGACGGCUGGCAGUUAUUUCUGUAGUUGGUUUCAAUAUAACAUUUGAAAUUAGAAUUUGCGACGGGCUUUUCCAGUAUGUUUUAGAAACACUCACCUCUGAUUCAUACACAAGCAUGACAAAGAUGCCUGUCUGUCUGUCUGUCUGUCUGUCUGUCUGUCUGUCUGUCUGUGUGUGUCAGCCCUCCACCCCUGCAUGCAGUGUUUGUUUAAGAGUAAAAGGCUGUAGCAGCGGGCGGAACAACACUUUGGUGUUUAGUGCUGCACCACUCCGACAUUCAAAAGCUUCAUGAUGAACAAACUAAUGUGAUCUCAAUCAAAUGAUCCCUUAGUCUCUGGACGGCUGCUUUUUCUGACUACACCAGAUGGUCGUGGAAAGCUCUGCAUGAAACCAUUUUGUCACAGUUUAAAGCAACUGGGCUUCAAGCAGAGUAAAUUCACAUUUUCUCAUGUUAUAGACUGUACUGGUGUGUUUAUUUACACUGGCUGCUGUUACCAUGUUAAAGGAGAAUUUCAUCCUUUAAUUCAGUUUAAUUCAAAUGAGCAUAAAAGUCAGAACAAUAUCUCCAAAGAAUAAACAAUAUAACACACUGAUGACUAUACCAUAAUGAUAAUUACAACAAUAUUAAUCAUUAGUAAUUAUAAUGAUGGCGUUGAUCUGACCUUUCAUUCAUUGUUUGUUGUUGGCUUCAACAAGCGUCAGUAUAGAGAGUAACGUUCCUCAAGUAUCCAACAGAGUUUGUUCAGAUGUCUUCAGUCUUCUCUGAGGUCAGUUAGUACUUUUAAAUGUCAACAAGGUGACGGUGGGUAUAAAAACUUUAAAAAGACCACACCCUCAUGUGUCAUUCUGUGUGAUUUUAGGUCUGAUGCCUCUCCCAGCUGGUUUGCCUCCGCUCCCUAACUUGCCUAACCUCAACCUGCCGCUCCCAGACCUCAGUGCUGUGUCACUAUCAGGCGGCGGCACUUUACCACCGCCUAUAGGAUCUACAGGUAACCAAAGUGGGCGGAGUUUUGUGCCAGUUCCUCACAAUGUACCUACAUCCCAGAUAGAAGUGGCUCCUCUUUUUAAUAUUGAAAUUAUUUUUGUUUACUUCUGAUCUUCAGACCUUUUGAAAGUGGUCUAUUCAAAGAGGAGGGAAAAAUAAUGGCUUGGAAAAAAAUAGAGAAAGUGGUCAAAGUGAAACCAGGACAAAGAAAAUGCUCGACUCUCUUUGUCUGAAGAAGCUUAGUAUAUUUGCUGUUUUCAAGAAAGACGUAAAUUUAGCCUUAGCAAAAAAAAGGGGGAACAAGAAUUAGAUACUAGUAACACAGGGCACAAAGAAACACUGACAUCAUCUAUUUGAAACAGUAAAUAAUUCAGUAUCUCUCAUAUUAAUGUGACUGUAUCGCCUUGAUUCAGACUGAUCAAUGUUGUGAAUGGAUACAGUAGGAUGUAGAUUUAAUGUUCCAGGUGAGUGUUUGACUGUUAAGGCCAUAAAAGUCCAGUGUCUUGUCCUGUAUUUAAAAUCGCACAGUCAUUCGUGACUCCCUACCUUAGAAGUUCUCCAUUGUGGACUUAAAAAGUGAUCGAGACACUUUUUUAAAAAUCUUUAUUUAUUGUUUCUAUUGAGUUGUCUUGGCCUUUGUACUGUUACUAGUGCAGUGGAUGGAGUAGGAUCAACAUUAAAUACUGGCAUGAAUCUGAAAAUCGAACUCAUAAAUUCAUCUCAUCUUUGUGUCCUCUGUCUUCUCUCUCCUGCAGUGCCCUCUCUGGCGCCCCUGCCACCCCUCAACAUCCCUGGUCUGGCCCCCUUACACCCUCUGCCGACCAUGCUGCCCUCUCAGCUACCCCCUCUCCUCCCUCAGGGAAUGGCCCCGCUCCUCCCCAUCUCCACCUCUGCAGCCCCUGCAGCCUCGGUCACAGUCACAGCAGCUCCCGUUCCCGAGCCCGUCACUGUCGACCCCGCAGUCCCUACAGAAACCGCCGCCACAAACGCCACCGAAUCACCGGCCCCCACAGAAACAUCAGUAUCAUCGUAA
Molecule: messenger RNA, 9448 nt
Organism: Xyrichtys novacula (pearly razorfish)
Lineage: Eukaryota; Metazoa; Chordata; Actinopteri; Labriformes; Labridae
Source: the annotation of a GenBank genome assembly